This is a messenger RNA of Phycomyces blakesleeanus NRRL 1555(-), 558 nucleotides long. RefSeq lists its product as hypothetical. Bases 1 to 558 code for a protein of 185 amino acids. Gene Ontology annotation, molecular function: gluconokinase activity. Gene Ontology annotation, cellular component: cytoplasm. The transcript has 2 exons. The record is from RefSeq and is a predicted model, not a curated record. NCBI's taxonomy places the organism in Eukaryota, Fungi, Mucoromycota, Mucoromycetes, Mucorales, Phycomycetaceae.
AUGCCAAUAUUUGUUAUGAUGGGCACAGCCGGCUGUGGAAAGUCUAGUGUGGCUCUAGAGAUGGAGAGUCGUUUGGGAUGCUUAUUUAUCGAAGGAGAUGAACUUCAUCCCGCCUCCAACGUACAAAAGAUGGCCAACGGCUACCCCUUAACCGACGAAGACCGUCUUCCCUGGUUGCGUACUAUCCGCGAUGUAUUACUGGAAGAAGCCAAGAAGCGUUAUACUCAUCAAGCUACCAGUGACGCCAGCCGGAUUGGAGCCAUUGUUACCUGUUCUUCGCUCCGGAAGAUCUACAGAGACAUCUUGUCUGAUAUACCUAGCCAUCUUGCUACUGUCACAUUCUGCUAUCUUAAGGGUUCUCCUGAAUUACUGGCUACUCGGAUUGCCGCCCGUCAGAACCAUUUUAUGAAGCCUGGCAUGUUGCAGUCACAGCUCCAAGCAUUAGAAGAACCCGAUUCGACAAAGGAACGUGUGAUUGUGGCUGAUAUUGGAUUUCCUAUAAAGGAGAUUGUAGAUAGUAUUAUGAGCCAAGCUAAAGAGCGUCAUUUGCUGCCAUAA